Messenger RNA from Pogona vitticeps (central bearded dragon), 2688 nucleotides. Lineage: Eukaryota; Metazoa; Chordata; Lepidosauria; Squamata; Agamidae. The record is from RefSeq and is a predicted model, not a curated record.
UCCCCGCCUCCUCCUCCUUGACUGAACGCGACCAAUCCCGGCUGCCGGAGAACAAGUUUCAGCCAAUCAGGGGGCGAUUUCCAACGUUGGGCAAGAUGGCGGCGUUGUGAGCGGGUGAGCCGGCGGGUGGAAUGUAGCCGCGGGAAUCUUAUAUGGCGAGCAGGCGGCGGAAGGCGGCGGCGACAGCGGGCGCGGAGAGAAGCUCCUCUAAGAGUCCGGCGAGACGGAGCAGCAGGCGGCGGGGGGUCGGCCAUUAUCCCGCGAGUGCCCAAGAUGCCGAGAGUCCCUGCAUCCAAAGCGAAACGAAGGGGGAGCCCCCGGGGGAGCCCCCCCUUUCCCCUCGGCUUCCUGCAGAUCUUGUCUUGUCAGAAACUUGCUCAUAUAAGACCCCAAAGAGAAGACAGGCCAGGAGAACCUGCUUGCCAACAUUCAGUUCUCCUGUGAAUGAAAAUGAUGGACAGCAAGAGAUUUUCUGGGAUCCCCACUCUCCAAUUGCACAUCAGCUAGAGAAUGGACGAAGGAAGCAUACAGUACGGCAUGGAUGUACGGUUGAGAUUUCAGAAAUUGUUAAUCGGAUUGCUCCUCAGGAUAAUAAGCCAGCUUGUUAUGAAGGAAACCUUCUUGGGCUUUGGAUUGGUGAUGACGCAAUCCCUUGUACACCUGGAAUCACAAAAGUGCGCUCUAGGACCAAAGUGAAUGGUGCAAGAGGCCUCCAGUUAAAAAACAAAGAGGAGGAACUUAUGAAAUUGGCAAAACAAUUUGAUAAAAACCUGACUGAGGCAAUCCAGGAUCAAGAUACGUCAUGCCACAGUAUUGACCAUGUUGCACCCGAGACAGAAAUGUCUAUUGAAUGUGAAGACGAGGCACAGAGAGAAAAUCAGCGACAAUUCCUUGAAGAGCAUCUGCCAACUAAUGUUACCGUGCCUUGUGAAGUAAUUGAGGAGAGCAGUAGAAGACUUGGACACUGUGAAAACAGUAAUCAGGAGCCCAUAGAUCUUGAUGCUGAGGGAGCACUUAACGAACUGUUUGAUGGCCCGACCCAGGCUUGCAGCGACCCAUUGAGCCAGGGCCUUUCAAAUUGUUCUUCAAACUCUAGUUUCCUUCAAAACCAGAACAUUGUGAUGCAGGACGAAUGUGCUUCCGAUCAGGUCACAUCUGCUGCUGGAGCUGGGACUAGAGAUGCUCCUCAAGGGCAAAACUCUACAGCAGCUCUCACAGAAAGUGUGGCACUAUUUCCCGCCAAAAAAGCUGAGGUGCCUUCUGAACAAGCCGCUCCCAGUGUAGUCUCUUCUAAGGCUGAGCUGGCUGCCUCAAGUAAGCUUGAGAGAAUUGUAGGUGAUGACUUCGAUGACUGGGGAGAUGAUUCCUUCCUUAUGCAGAUUACUCAGAACCCUGAGCUGAUCAGCACUCCAGAAAAUGUUUUUCCUUGUUCUUCUGAUGACAGUGCUAAAAUGCGGGAAAGAACCAGGGACGCUGUCCAAGGCAGAGGGUUGAAUUCCUUUGAGAAUGUCCCAGCAUCCCUUACUUUACCAAAGCAAAGCAUUGGGAUAGACAAGAUGAAUGAUGUUCCUUUAGAAUUUGAGAAGUCAGUCUCAAAAAACAGCUCAAAUAAAAUUUCUGGCUAUAAUACAGUUUUAGUGCAACCUAAAAGUCAGAGCAUACAGCAGAACUUCACUCAACUUAAAUGCCCUGCCAAGACUAAUUCAUCUGAAAAAGGAGCUCUUCCUAUUGUGCUACAUCCUAAUCUCCCUAAAACUCAAACAGGAAAAUAUGGAAGUAACCUGGUCAAUAUUUACUGCCAGUUACCCACUAGUUCUGCUAGUAUAACAGUCCGUGGUCUGAAGAGCACAACAGAUGCAAUCAGCUCUGACCUUUUGAAGCCAAAGGAAGCACCAAAGAAAACGGUGUUUGUGUUUGACAACUGGAACGAGCCCAAGUUCCCAGAUGAAGUUUUAGACUUCUAUUGUGAAUCUGAUAAUCUUUGGGGCGUCAACUGCGAUGACGAUGACCUGCUGUAUCAAGUCUGUGAUGAUGUUGAAAAAAACACUCAGAGCCAACAGGCUGUGGAAAAGAAUGAGAAGGCAAAAUGGGUGGUAGAACCUCCUUCAGUGUUGGAGGCGGGUCCUUGCCCCACCGUCCCCGAUCAAGGACUUUCUCAUUGUCCACAGGCCCAAAAGACCCAUUUGGGCAGGAAAACGUUCUCUUUGGAUGCUCCUGCUGUAGUUGCAACAAUGCUGAAGAAGGAGCAUCCUCCACAUCCUGCUGUGAAGCAACCAUCGAAAAGUGAGAGCACGAGAAGUGUCCCGGAGAAAUGGUGCCGGUCUCAUUCGGUGCCUGAGGGAGACCUUUCUUCUCGAACAGGCUCACCCGUGCUCUCAAAUGGGCAUCCAAACGUCAACAAUGGAAAAUGGCAAAAUGGCCUUUGUCAUGAGGGCAAGGUAGAGAAGGGCAGCCUCAUUAAUCAGAUGAUAGCUGUGAAAUCGAACUAUGUAUUCAGAAAGACGGGUCAGUCUCGAGCUCUUGCUUUGGACCAUGAAAACAGAAGUUUGGGAACACUUUCUGGAACUCACUUGGGCUUGUUGGAAAGCAGGAAUACCUCCAAUGUCCCCCUUCAGACAACAGUCCAGACAAAUACGAAGCCACCUUUUAAAAGGCAUCUCUCGGAUUCCUUUGCACAGUUUGAAGCAG